UAUACGCGUUUCCUGUUGCUUACAAUUGCUUUCCUGAUUGAGCAUCAGUCGACGCUUGCGAUAGAUGACCGUUGUAUUGAUGCAUAGCGGAAGCGUUUGCAUGGUUUACAAGACGCUAUCUUUCCAACUACGCAGCAGAAUAUUGGUGUUUUAAAAAACAAAAUUUUGAGCAACCUUUUCUAAGGCACUAGCGAUGAUACUUCAGGAGGAAUCAUGAAAUACAGAAGACUAGACACGAUUGUGGAUAGCUACGGUUCGUCACACUUACUGGACACCAAUAGUUUUGUAAUUCGAUAAUAUCCUGGAUUAAAGCUGAAUUUGAUCCAGCAGAAUUAAGUUUCUGAAAGCGCCAUCAAGCCUCUAUUAUAGAUGAGCGUAUGGUAGAAACUGUACCGUUUUUGUUAUUCUAUAGUUUUGCAAAUACAAUUACCUGAAAAGCACUGAUCAGUGAUAAAGAUUUUGCAAUAACAAUUUCUGUGUAUUAACAGGCAGACACAGUCACAGUGCAACUAUGUUGUCGAACGAGUUGGUAUGCGAAAUAAUUAGAAUAGGCCUGAAAACUUUUUUGUCUGUUUUAUUUUAAGUUACAAACAAUAAAGGGUUAGGAAUAAUUUAUUCGAUUGUUAUUUUCGUUCUCAUAUUAUACAGUUUUCGUGCGACUGAAGUGCAAUCGACUUAUCCCAAUUAUCAUACAAGUAUUAUGAACUGAAAAUAUUGUUUAUUUAUAUUAUUUAAACAGUUUUGAUGACAAUCACACAGUGUCUUGAAAUAUUAAUAACUUGGAGUCAACACCUUACAGUUUUCGGCUGAUUAUUUUGUAUAUUUGAGAAGAAAAUUGCUACAUAAAACUAACAAAAUAUGACAAUAUCCAAAACUUCGUUUUGUAGUACCAAUAUUCGAAAUGGACAAACAAGUAAUUUCGCUUAUUCUUUUACAGAAAAUGGUAGUUUAAGUUAUGUUAUAACAAAUAAUUCGGAGUACGUAAAAUUACCUCGGGUAACUUCAUGCACACCUCUAAAAUUGUGGAAAAUAAUACUCAAAACAAAAAUGAAAAGCACGUUUAUAUGGAUUAUCACUCACUAUAUUUUGACGGUGAAAUUUACGGCCUUUGCCAAUAUAAACGACACAGAAAUACACGAGGUAAUAAUGAUCAAGCCGAGAUGUCUUGAAAAUGAAACGGUGUUUCACACAUUAUUUUGCAACGAUAAACUAAAAUGCAAAGAUGGGAUUCCAAUACAAGAUGUUUAUGCUGAGUGGCAAAUAUGCGAAUCGUUGAGGAACAGCAAAACGCAGUAUUGUGUGGUAGAAAGAGACGAAAUAUGUAAAGAGAAAGUCGUAUGUUCAAACAUGAACCCAUGUGAUGCAAGAUGUGAUUCUCAUUAUAAAUGUCAGAAUUCAGAAUGCAAGCUUCGUAGCACGGUAUGCAAUAAGAAUGCGUGUGAUGGUUGCACUGAAGAAGAUCACGAAUGGAAUAACGGAAUCGGAUUCAAAUGCCGGAGAAAUGACGAGGAUUGUGUCCUGCCUCAGCAAUUAAUUCACGAUGACAUAGCAGACUGUGAUGGAGGUGCAGAUCUAUGUUUUGAAGCUCAAUAUCAUCUGAAUAACAGUUUAAGAACAGAACUACAACAUCGUGAACAUCUCCAUCUUUUAAAAUGUUUCAUGUGCUUAAAUGACGUCACCGUGAUUGCUUCAACGAGUGUUUGUGACGGAAUAAUAGAUUGUCCGGAUCUAUCUGACGAAUGUCUUUGUGAUAAAAGUCGACCUAGAAUUUGCGAACAAGUGAUUUCAUAUGAUGAAAAUGGAUUUAUCUCCUUACCUCUGGUUGCAUCACCAACUACAGAGAGCGGACUCACCAUGACAUGGUUUUCAAGUGGAAAAUACACAGAUUGUAAUGUUGGUAACGUGAUAUGCGCGGGGGGAUAUUGCAUCAAUCCAGAGUCAGUUUGUGACGGUACAAUAGACUGCCGAGAUGAUGAAGGAUACGACCAUUGUCGUGGAACUGUACCGUGUUCCGGGGCAAUAAAAUACGAACAGAAAUGCAGAUGUUCUCGCGGUAGUCACACUUGUGUAAAUAUUCACGGAGUAGCUUGUGACAGUGUGGCAGAUUGCCAUAUUGGGCCACCUUCUUGGGGUUCUAUUAUUUCUGCACCUCCUUUUCCUGAUGAUGAGUGCAGGGCUAGAUGCUUUGAAACCUUUACAAAUUUUACCUGUAAUCAUGAUGCAAUACAUGCAGCAAUACAAAUGGUAGGGGUAGCAGAGGAAUAUAUCUCAUGCGAACAUCAUUUGGAAUUGGAUGCCAACCAAAGUAUAAUAAUAACCAAGCAUCUAGAAAAGAAGUUUGUCUGUGAUGGAAAGCUACAUUGUCCACAGGGCGAUGACGAAAAAAAUUGUGAUAGAUUCUUGUGUGAUGGGGAAGAGGAAGGUGUUAUAAGUAUAGAGUUUGACAAGGUGUGUGAUGGAAUUGAACAUUGUAAAAAUGGUUCGGAUGAAUCGAUAGAACUUUGUGCGGAAAAGAGAUUCCAUUGUCCUGCUCUAGGAGGAAAAAAGGUUAGCAUCGAUGUUGGAUUGAAAUGCGAUUUUUUGAUAGCUUGCGAUGAUGCAACAGAUGAAAUGAACUGCACUGAUGGCCGAUUUUACUGCGAAAAUAAAAAGCCAUUAUUUGUUCUGGCAAAGCAGAAAUUUGAUGGACGUGGUGACUGCACAGAUUGGAGUGAUGAAUGUCCAACUAUUGACCAAUCAACUUCAACUGAUGGUUUUUCGUCAAGAUAUGAACUCAUUGCAAAUCCCAUAUUGCGGGCUGUUGUGUGGAUCAUGGGGUUGUUAUCUCUUGGUGGAAAUGGGGUUGUUAUUUUUCAUGAAACGAGAAGACUGAGGAAUAGCAACAGAAAAUUGACAGCCAUCGUAAUAGCAAAUAGAUUGCUGAUUUUAAAUCUGGCCUUCUCUGACGUCAUCAUGGGAAUAUAUCUUCUAUCGCUUGGGAUUGCUGGCCUCGCUAUGCAGGGCGUAUACUGUUCUAGAGACUUAAUUUGGAGAUCAAGUGCAGCAUGCACGACAUUGGGAAUUUUAUCGGUUAUUUCAAGUGAAACCUCGGUUAUAACAAUGGUUCUGCUGACUAGCUGUCGGCUUUACGCGAUUUUUAAACCAUUCAAAUCAUCUCGUCACCCCAAAAUGAAAAUAGUGUCUUUUAUGAUCCUGAUAGCUUGGACGAUAUCAUUUUUAAUCGCCAUACUACCGCUUUCUUCACAUUUGUCUGGAAUGUUUGUCAGUCAUGCAGAAUUUGAAUAUUCUCCAUACUCCUCAAACGCAACAGUCACCUUGGAUGAGACUAAAUCACUUUUUACAAGGCUGCUGACAUAUGACCUCAAGCCCAACAUGACGUUUCCAGAUAAAUUUUCAGUGAACAAUUUUCAGUCAUGGCAAGAUAUUGAAUCGGAAUCAACCAAAUAUUUUCUUCAUAAACAUUUCAAAAUUCAAAAGAAGUUUGGAUAUUAUAGUGUCGACAGCGUUUGCAUUCCAAAAUUUUUCGUAACCAAAGAUGAUCGGGCUUGGCCUUUUUCUUUCUUUGUUAACCUUUUCAACUUUUGUGCGUUCGUCUUCGUUGCAUCAUCUUACGUUGCAAUUUAUAUCAAAUCAAGAGAAGGGUCAAAGUUCAGAAGAACUGCAUCACGUGCAGAGAAAGACGAUGGAAAUAGAUCCUUGCAACGAAAAAUUCUCCGACUCAUCAUAACUGACUUCUGUUGUUGGAUACCAAUCUGUAUCCUGGCCUUCUGCAAACUAGGAGGAGCAAAUGUUUCAAAUACUGCAUAUGUCGUGGCAGCAAUAGUGCUUCUACCGAUUAACAGUGCACUGAAUCCAGUUCUGUAUUCAGACCUGCCAGAUGCUUUAUAUAAAAAACUAAGCGAAAAAUUCCAUGGAAUUGUGAACUUGCCAAGUUCUCGUUCUACCAUGUCGACCGCGGUGAAUGGACGAACAGACAUAGAAGAAAGCGAAUUGUAAAAUCACUGCUGGUGUUAUCUAUAAUGGAUUCAAAACGCAGACAUGAAAGCUAGUGCAUGAACAGCAACGUUUAUUGUUAGGCAACUGAUUUUGCCAUAGAUAUUUUUAUUCAGAUGAUAUUAUUUUGCACGUUAUUGCUUUUUUUCUUGCAAACUUGAACCACGGAUCUCUCGUGGAUCCUGUAUCUUCACUUGAUAGCAUAUACAUCUACCUCUACUUUUAAUAAUUAAUUCUCUGCUAGGCUCUAUGACCAACAACCGAAUGGUCUUAUUCGGCAAAACAUUGUUACCUCAAAACAUUGACGAUUCACUAUAUUACACGGUGUGAAAAAUUUGAUUGGCAAGUGAGGAUCGAUAUGAUUGGAGGUAUCGUAUCUGCUAUGAAUUAAAAAAGUAAGGCAAGUAGUUGAGCAGAAAAUGGAAAUGUUGUGCAGAAUUUGGUACGAGGUAAAUCGCAGGCGAUACAUAAGAUAUUCUAACAAAUCUUAAUAGUAACAAGUUCUCUCAAAACAAAAUUUGGUUUUACUUAUUCAGGUUCACGCAUGGCUUCAGCCAAAGUCACCAAAUCAA
Styela clava is the source of this 4565-nucleotide messenger RNA. NCBI's taxonomy places the organism in Eukaryota, Metazoa, Chordata, Ascidiacea, Stolidobranchia, Styelidae. The record is from RefSeq and is a predicted model, not a curated record.